Molecule: messenger RNA, 7460 nt
Organism: Gymnodraco acuticeps
Lineage: Eukaryota; Metazoa; Chordata; Actinopteri; Perciformes; Bathydraconidae
Gene: tprb
Product: translocated promoter region b, nuclear basket protein
Exons: 52
Coding region: 101-7213 (2370 amino acids)
Biological process (GO): protein import into nucleus; mRNA export from nucleus
Cellular component (GO): nuclear pore
Molecular function (GO): structural constituent of nuclear pore
Source: RefSeq, a predicted model, not a curated record
UGCCCACCGGCAUAAAACCCAAAAGCAGGAAGAAGGAGAAGAAGGAGAAGUCAAACUGAACUCGCACACUGCGGCUGCUCGUACUGUUGUUGUAGGAAAAAUGGCGGCACUGCUGCUGCAGGAGUUGGAACCCUCUGAGAUUUCAAAGCUACCAAAAACGGUUCAAAACAAGCUCGAGAAGGUUUUUUCGGAUCAGCAGUAUGAAAUCGAUUCUUUGAAAGCGCAACAAGAACAGUUUCGAGUUGACAGCGAGCAACACUUCUUCGAAAAAGUUAAACAACUUGCUCAGUGCCAAGAAAAAUGUUUAUCCACGACUCAAGAACAUCUUAAACUCAAAGAUGAGUUUGCCAAGCAAGUGGAAGAUGUUAAAAGCUUGCGUGAGAAGAACAGGGAAUAUGAAUCUUCGCAAGAGAGGCUGUCAUCAGAGCAGACUUUGCUGUCAAAAGCCAAAGAGGAAUUGGAGGCAGAAAAGCGUGAGCUUUUGAGGACACUGGAGAAGAGAUCCUUACAAGUGGAGCAUUUCAAUGAUGACUUCAGGCAACUCAAUGAUAAGUUGGCUGAGGUCAACACCUCCAAGAUGGCGCUGCAGAUGAAGUUGGAUGAACUUGAAUCGGCUGAAGUCAACAUCAAAUACAAGGAGAAGCGUAUGGAACAAGAGAAGCUGCUGCUGAAUGGCCAAACAUCUUGGCUGAAUGGGGAAUUGAAGGCUAAGAGUGAGGAACUGCUGUCCCUAUCCCGACAGAAGGGAAACGACAUCCUGGAGCUGAAGUGCAACCUGGAGAACAAGGAAGAUGAGUUGAAUAGACUCAAAGACCAAGUGGCCAGUUUGAAGUCUUCAAAUGAACAACUUCAGAAACAGAACGAGGACAUGAUCAGCAAACUAAGAGAAGCCAAGGAACAACAAGCCACCAUGGAGGAAAAGUACAGAAAUGAGCUGAAUGCCAACAUUAAACUUUCCAAUCUAUACAAGGGAGCAGCAGCGGAUUCUGAGGCAAAAAGUGACGAGCUGACUCUGGCAGUGGAGGAACUGCAUAAACUCCUGAAGGAUGCUGGAGAAGCCAACCAGGCUCUUGAGGAGAAGUUGCAGGAUAUGAAUGGUGCCACAGACAAGAGUGUUGCUGAGCUAAAUGAGAGGAUCCAGGUUCUCGAGAAAGAGCUGGACAAUACCAACGAGCUGCUAUCAAGUUCCACACUUAGAGGUCCUAUUAGUUCAGCAUCUGUGAUAACAGAAGCACAGCUUUCAACAAUGUCUCCAACAGCAGCUGCUGUGUCCAAAAUCAAGCCUGGCAUGAGGCUGACAGAGUUGUAUACAGCAUAUUUGGAGAGCCAGGAGCAUCUGCAGCUGGAGCGAUUGGAGAACAAGCGGGUCAACAAGUACCUGGAUGACAUUGUGCAGGAAGUGGAAGCCAAAGCCCCUAUCCUCAAACGGCAGAGGGAUGAACAUGAGCGCAUGCAAAAGUCGGUGGCAAGCCUUUCUGCUAAGCUGGAGCACGCUGUUAUGGAAGUUCACCGUCUGCAGAAGGAAGCCGAUGAAGCUAACAAACGCUCAUCUGUUCUGGAAAGAGACAACCAGAGAUUUGAACUGCAGCUAGGAGACAUGGCUCAGCAAGUGCGUGUGCUGCUCAUCGAGCUGGAAGAGGCUCGUGGAAACUAUGUGCCUCAUGAGGACGAUGGGAGCUCAGCUGAUGUCAGCAGCACAUCAGAAGUGAUCAGCCAACACUUGGUGACCUUCCGCGGUGUGGAGGAGCUGCAGAAGCAAAACCAGCGUCUUCUGGUGGCCCUCAGGGAGCUCAGUGAGGCCCAGGAGAAAGAGGAGAUUGAGACCUCUGGCAGCAAGCGUGGUGAACUGGAGCAGAGUUUGGGUAAAGCCCAGGUAGAGCUGGAGUCUCUGAGGGAGCAACGCGGCCAACAGAUAAAGAUGACUGAGUCCAUCGUGAGGCAGAGGGACAUGUACCGUGUGCUGCUGGCUCAGGCAACAGGAGUCAGCUUCCCUCAGCAAGGCACACCACCUGAGGAUUUCUCCCUGACCUCCACCCCCGGACGCUCACCAGCAGCCAUUCCCACCUCAGGAACACCCACUGCACUUGUAUCCAUGACAACAGAUUCUACUGAAGCCUUAGAAGCCAAGGCAGCUUUGCGUCAGUUGCAGGAGGUGUUCUCCACCUAUAAGAAGGAGCGCAUGGAGAGUGACAAGUUAGUGACUGGGCAGGGCGAGAAGCUCCAGGAGCAGCUCUCCGACCUCCACUCCCAGAAUGCUAAGAUAUCCACUCAGCUGGAGUUUGCCUCAAAGCGGUAUGAGAUGCUGCAGGACAAUGUUGAGCGCUACAGGAAAGAGAUUGCUUCCCUCAGAGAGAGAGAACAGAAGACGGCUGCUGCCGCACAGAAGCACGAGCAGACCAUACACUCUUUGAAUGAGGAUUUGAGAGCUGCCAAAGAGAAACUAUCCAUGGCUGAGGGCCAUGCUCAGAGCAUGCGUAAGGAGAGAGACAUGCUGAAACUGGUGGAGUCCAGGCUGAAUCAGCAGAAGGAGUCACUGCAGAGCCAACAACAGAGCCAGAACAUGCUGAUGACCAACCUCCAUGCCAUUCAGGCCACUCUUGAGCGUUCAGAGACUGAUACACGUCAGCGUUUGAGUGACCAGUUGGAGAAGCAGGAACGAGAGAUCUCCCAGCUGCAGAAGAGGCUGGAGAGCGAGGUGGAACAGCGCCACCUGCUCAGCAGAAACCAGGAGAUCCAUCUGAUGGACGCAAAGAGGCAGCUGGAGAUACAGGCUCCGUUACACCAGAAGACCAAAGAGCUGCUGAAUGCUGCAGAGUUUGAGCUCAAAACCCUCAGAAUGCAACUCGGCAGCAGCGAAGUACGUCACUCCCUGAGCUCCCCAUCCACGCCUGUUCUCAGAGGCUUACCAGGUUCAGAUCAAGACCGGGAGGAGCUAGAGGGCCGCCUGCGGCUGGCUGAAACCCAAGCAGAGGAGCUGGCAGAGAGCCUCAGGGCCGCCACCUCCAGCAUGGAGCAGUACAGAGCCAUGGCUCAGAGCAUGGAGGAAUCCCUGGACAAAGAGAAAAAGGUGACAGAGCAGGCACGCUCGUCCAUCGAAACCCGUUUGAUGGAGGCUGAGAAGCAGCACCAAAAGCUGGAGGAGAAACUUCUGGAGGCGGAGAAAGAGAAACAAAAUUCAGAGGACCAGAAGAGAAGAGCCCUGGCCUCUCUGGAGGAGCAGAUGGAGAGUCUCAGGAGGAGUCUCAGCAGUGCCCAGGCUGAGCACCAGGCGGUGCUGCAGCGUGUGGCUGUAGCCGAAGCUCAGCAGCAACAAGCUCUGCAAGACAGCCUGGAGCAGGCUAAGCUGGCAGCCGAAGCGCAAGACAAGUAUGAGCAGGAGAUGUUGCUGCAUGCGGCCGACGUGGAGGCUCUGCAGACCGCUAAGGCUCAGGCCCUGCAGGCCGUGGAGCUCCGCCUGCAGCUGGACGAGAGAUCCCAGAGGGUCGGUGCUGAGCUGCUGGAGGCCAGGGUCUCCUGGGAGGAGCAGGAAAAGAUCAUCAAGGAGGAGAUGGCGAAGAUGGAGAGCCGUCACGAUGAGUUGCAGAAGCAGAACACUCUCCUGCAUGAGCAGAUCCAGACCAUGAGCAGGAAGAUGGCCGACACUCUGCAACGUGCUAUGAAUGAGAGUCCCAUGAACAUCUCCCUGACUGAGGAGGGCAAAUCUCAAGACCAAGUCCUUGAGAUUCUCAGGUUUGUGCGUCGGGAGAAGGAGAUUGCAGAGUCUCGUUUUGAGGUCGCCCAAGGGGAGACCUUGCGUCACCGCCUGAGGGUGGAGCACCUGGAACGAGAGCUGAAGGAGAUGCAGGACAGCUUGAGUGCCGCAAAGGAGAGGAUGCAGGUCACAGCGAAGACCCUGGCGCAGCACGAUGAGCUGAUGAAGAAAACUGAAACUAUGAGCAUCCUGAUGGAGACCAACAAGAUGCUGAGAGAGGAGAAGAACAAGAUGGAGCUGGAACUUCAACAAACUCAAGCAAAAUUACAAAAGCUGCAGUCAGACAUCAUGCCACUACAGCAGGCCAACUCUGAGCUGAGCGAGAAGAGUGGCAUGCUGCAGGCGGAGAAAAAGAUACUGGAAGAGGACAUCAAGCGCUGGAAAGCUCGGACCCAGCAUUUGGUGAGCCAGCAAAAGGAUUCGGAUCCAGAAGAGUACAAGCGUCUGCACUCGGAGAAGGAGGUACAUCUGAAACGCAUUCAGCAGCUCACUGAGGAGAGUACCCGACUCAAAGUAGAGGUUGCCAGGACGAAUACUCUCACAGUGUCUCUGCAAAGCCAGAUACAGAAUUUGCGUGACAAUAUGAGUAAAAUAAAUGAAGCCAAGAACCAGGAACUCCUGGAGAAAGUGCGAACUAUCACUCAGGUCAAGAAAAUUGGACGUCGCUACAAGACUCAGUAUGAUGAACUCAAGGUGGAACAUGACAAGUUGGUGGCUGAGGCGGCAGCAGGCCCAUCCCAAGAAGAGGAGGCUCGUCAGGCCUCGGUUCAGGAGCUGCAGAGCCUCAGAGACUCUCUGAGCCAGGCUGAAGCAAAGACCAAAGAGCUAGAGGGGCAGCUGGAGAACAUCAACAAGGUGGUUACGGAGCGUGAGACUGAAGGGCGAAACGCCCAGGAACAGGCCUCCAGGCUGCAGGCAGAGCUGACCAGGCUGAGGCAGGAGCUGCAGGAUAAAUCCACUCAGGAGGAAACGCUGAGGCAGCAGAUGACUGAGAAGGAGGACAAGACCAGGAAGGCCAUCGUUUAUGCCAAGCAGAAGAUCAACCAUCUCACAAACUCCAAAGACCAGCUUCAGAAGGAAAAUGAGGAACUGAAGCAACAGCGUGAGGAGCUGGAGGUGCGAGUGAGCGCUCUCAAGUCUCAAUACGAGGGCCGCCUGAGUCGACAGGAGAGAGAGCUGAGAGACCUGCGAGGCCAACAGGAGAGACAGGAGCAGAGAGACGAGCCGGCCGAGGCGGGGCCCAGCAAGACCCAGGAACAGCAGAGGAGCACAGAACAGAGACAGAUCAGUCUGAAGACCACCCCAGCGGCAGACAGGGGCAGUGCCAGCACAUCCGAGCCUCCAACAGCCAACAUUAAGCCCACACCUGUGGCGACAGGCAGCAAGCAGCCUGUCAAUCCUGGGAACAAACCCACUCCGAGAGCUAGCAUCCGGCCCAUGAUUACCCCAGCCACUGUGCCCACGCCAACACCCACGGCUACUGUCAUGCCAACCACACAGGUGGAGAAUCAGGAAGCCAUGCAGAGUAGCGAGGGCCCCCCGGUGGAGCAUGUGACGGUGUACGGCAGCGCCAGCGGCUCGGUGCGCUCCUCCAGCCCCAACGUUCAGACCACCUUAGCGAGCCCCAUGCUGAAUGUGCAGCAGACCCAGACGCAGGCCACAGCCUUUGUCCAACCAACUCAACAACAAAGCGUGAGCCAUGCAGAGCCAGCCAAUCAGGAGCCACUACCCGUGGUCAUCGAGGCAACACCUAGCUCGCAGGUGGAAUGGCCUUCAACGUCCUCCAGCUCCUCUGUGUUUGGGACUGUUUCAGCAACGCCAGGGAGCUCCAUGUCAAAGAGGCCUCGGGAGGAGGAGGAGAGCACCACCAUGCUCAAUGACACAGAUUCCACCCAUGAGGAUACCUCCCGGGCUCCUAUACCUAAGAAGCUACGCAUCAUCCAGAUAGUGGGUCCUGAGGAGGAGGUGCUGGCCGGGGACAGUGCUGAGGCUGAGGUGCCAACAGACAGUCAAGACGGUGCCGAAGCAAACCAGACGGAGGAGUUUCAAGAACUGGACGAAGGAGAUGAGGGUGCUGGCUCCCAGUCCGUCAUGAUGGAGCAAGAGGUCACCCUGUCCCAAAGUGGCACCCCUGAACCGCUGCUGCACGAAGUAAUCGUCAUAGUAACAGACACAGAAAGUGAGGAAGAACAGGAAGAUGAGGAUGAAGAGGAAGAAGAGCAGGAUUACGAAGAGGAGGAGGAAGAAGAGGAGGAGGAAGAUGAAGAGGACGAGGAGGAAGAGGACGAGGAGGAAGACGACGGAGAGAUGGUGGAGGAAGGAGAGGACAGUAACGAGGGCAGCGGAGACGGCAACGAGGCCUACGAAGGAGACGACACAGAGGGAGCUGAUGUAACGGACCCGGGCACGGAGACAGAGGAAUGUUUGGGGGCGUCUGACUCCACCCAGAGGCCGGCAGAUUCCCAGACAGCCAGCUUUGAGGGCACUGCAAUGGAGGCCUUCUCUACUGAUCAACCUAUCAUAAGCUCUGGUUCUCGGAUGCCCCAAUCUCCACGGAGACCAACACAACAGCUGCCCUCUCGAAUGAGCAUCGCCCUGACAUCAGACCUGGGACCACAUGCUCAGCGUAACCCUGUCCGUCGUCAGUCAGUGGGAAGAGUUCCUCAGCUCACCCCCGGGGUGCAGGGCACUUCUCAGCAUUUCUUUGUUGAUGAUGACAGUAUAGUGCCCUGCACCCCCACUCUGGUGGUGCCGCACCGCUCGGAAGGACUUGACAAUUCUUCCCAAGUGGCUGGUGUGCCUCGCUUCAGGUUUGGUUUUUCAGACGACAGCCCUCAGACCAGCUCGUCCUCACACUCUGACCUGGGACAUCUCGCAUCACAAGGAGGUCUUGGGAUGUUUGAAAGUCCCUUGUUCCUAGCACCUCAUGAAGAGGAGUCGGGUGGACGCAGCGUUCCCACCACACCAUUACAAGUUACAGCCCCAGUAAAUAUCUUCUCAGAGGCUCAGUCCGACUCCACUGAGCACGCCUCUCAGUCGGUUCCCAUAGUGAGCAUGUCCACGCCAGGAGGCGCCGGCUCAGUGGAGGACAGGGACGACGCCCUCCUGGAGCCAGACUCUGAUCGGCCCAGUGGAGAUAUGUCAGGAGAUUCAGUGGUCUCUCAGGGGGAUGUGGAGGAGUCAGGUCAGCAGUCUGACAAGGCCAGCCUCCCCUCCACCAGCCAGGAGCCCCCCUCCAGCUCCGCAGAUACAAGCAGUGGUCCACCUCGACCCUCCAGACCUGGAUCCAGCAGACAGCUGCAGCGCUGGCCCGAGCACCGUGGGGGCCGCAUGAAGAGAGGAGCAGCCUGUGAGGUGCCAAGGUGGCCUAGGGGCUCAAGGCUGUCCAUGAACCACAACCACCAUUUUUCUGGUCAGGGAUUUCCUUCUCGGGGUUUACACGGAAGACGAUUUGCGAGAUGAAGCACUAAUCAGAGGACUUGGCGACGGACGUGACUGCAGUAGUUCUCAUUCUCUUUUAGAAACACAUUACACAUUUUCUAAUCGGCGUGCUCAGAUUCUGUAUUCAGCUUUGAUGGUGUUUAUUUGUUCUGAAGCCUGUUGUUUUUAGUUUUGUUUUUGAAUGUACUUUAAAGUACCUUUUUGUAACCAGUCCAUGCUGGAGCGGUGUGUUUUAUGAAGAAUGUAAUAAAACUAUAGGUAAACAAAA